AUGAUGACUAAUAUCGGAUUAAGUUGCUCGUCCAUUUGGUCAAUUCCUCUGGACUAUGAAAAUAAUAAAUUGAAAAUUGUUGAAAGCAUAAAGAGGUGUAAAAAGUUAAACUGUGGAAUUAGAAUAGGAGGUGUAUUAGAGUUAUGUGGUGUUAACUGUAAAAGUAGUUUUAAAGAGAUUGUAGAUCUUCAAGAGAAUUGCUGGUAUUAUUUGAGUGAAAUAUUAAAGGAGAAAUAUGAUGAGAAAGAAAAUUUAACGGAUAACAUUUUAUGUUUUGUGAGUAUGCCUGUAUAUUUCCAUAAAAAGAUGUAUAAUUGUGAAUUAGCUAUAUAUAAUAAUGAAAUAAUUUUUAUAUCUCCAAAAGAGAAUAUAAAUAAUAAUGAUGAAAAGGAUUAUUUCGCUUCAUAUGAAAAGAAUAGUUUUAUUGAACAAAACGAAAAUAAUAUAAAAUUUAAUCAUUCUGAUGUGAAAAUAUUUCAUAACAACUUUGAGAAAUUUGUUCUACCACAAUGUAUUCAGAAUAUUACAAAUCAGAAAGAAACUUAUUUUGGAAACGCAAUUCUUGAAAUAAAUGGAUUAGUAGUAGCUCAUAUAUUUUUAGAUGAUUUAAUUAAAGUAGAGAGUAAUGUAUUAUAUGACAAUAGAAAUGAUUUAUUAGAUGAAUCAUUAAAUAAACAAAAUGAAGUAUUUAAAGUAGGAGAAUUAUUAUUUCAAAAGGAUCAUAAAAAAUUAGAAAACAAUAAUAAGAAAAUUAAUUUGAAUUCAGUUGAUAUAUUAUUAGUAAAUGGUUAUAUUAUAAAUGAGUUACAAUUAUUUAAUAGAUAUUUUAUUGAAUUAAUGAAUUUAUCUAAGCUUUAUCCUAACAUGACAUUAUGUUUUAGUAAUAAUAGUGGUUGUGAUAACAAUUUUUUUAAGUUCGAUGGCUUUUCUUUUAUUUGUAAAAAUAAUAAAGUGUUGACCAAAAAUGCACGAUUUACUUUUUCUGAUAUACAAGUAGCAUCUGUUAAUGUAUCAUAUGUAAAAAAUGAAGGCAAAUUAUCUUUACUUCAAAAGGGGAUGGAUGUUCAAUAUAAUGAUAAUAUGAAGAAUGGAAAUAAGAAUAAUGAAUUGUCUUUAUUACAAAUUGUAUCUAAUAAUAAUAUAGAUGUAUUAAAUGGAAAAUGUAAAAAUAAUCCCAUGUCUGCUGAAGGUAUUUUUUCAUUUAAUAAUGAUUUGAAUAUAUCCAUCAAACAUUCUGAUGAAAAUGUAUUGAAUCAUCUUCCUUCGCAUUUUAACUGGAAAUUAUAUGGCAAAGAGAAUAAAAAUCUUUUAAAUAUAUUUAAAAAUCAUCAUCAUAAUUCUGUGGAUGAAUAUUCGUAUGAAUUUAAUGGAAAUAAAUAUGUAUUACAUAAUAUAUAUGAAGAAUUAAGUUUUAAUUGCGCUUUAUUUUUAUGGUAUAUUUUAUGCUUAACAAAUGCUAAAGGAUUUGUACUAGCCAUUUCAGGUGGUAUUGAUUCAUCUUUUGUUGCAUGUAUGGUAUAUAUAUUAUCUAUAAUGAUUGAAAUAGAAUUAAAAGAGAAUCCACAUUUAUUGGAUAAUAAUUCUUGCUCCUUUGAAUUAAAUGAGAAAUUAUUUAUAAAAAAAGUUAAGAACUUAUUGAUUGAUGAAGCAUGUAGAAAAGAUAUAUGUAAUAAAUUAUUAAAUACGAUUUCAUUUCCAUCAAAGAAUAGUAGUGAAAAUACUAAAUGUUAUUCAGAACAAUUAAGUAAAGAUAUUAAUUCAUAUCAUACUACUUAUAGUAUUGAACAUUUAUAUGAAUUUUUAAAAAAUGCUGGUGAAGAAUUUUUAGGGGAAGAUAUGAAAUUUGAAAGUCAAGGAGGAAGUACAUAUCAAGAUGUAUGUUUACAAAAUAUUCAAUCAAGAUCAAGAAUGUUAUUAACAUAUUUUUUUAGUACAUUAAUAUGUCAUAAAAGAUAUUUUAAAAAAAAAUUAUUUAAUGAAUUUUUAAUAGCAUUAGCUACAGGAAAUUUAGAUGAAUCAAUUACCGGUUAUUACACAAAAUAUGAUUGUUCUUCUGCAGAUAUUAAUAUAGUUGGAAAUGUUAGUAAAUUAUUAAUUAAAGAAACAAUGUGUCAUAUAGCUAAUGAUCCAUUUUAUCAAUUACAGAUUAUUAAUCAAAUUAACCAAUAUCAUCCAUCAGCUGAAUUAAAACCUUUAGAUAAUAAACAAACAGAUGAAAAUGAAUUAAACUUAAAAUAUAUAGAAAUCAAAUUGUUAACUAUUUUAAAAAAUAAUUUCUUCCUAGGACCAUCUUCUAUGUAUUAUUAUUUAUCUAAUUAUUUAUGGAUAAGUAUGCCUAAAACUGAAGUUCUUAAUAAAAUUAAAAUAUUCUUUACAAGAAUGUUGAAAAACACACACAAACUUUUUAUCUUACCACCAUCUAUAAUUGGUGAGUCAUCUGGUUUACACACUCCCAACUUUCUUCAUUAUGCCAAUAUUGAUUUUGACGCCUUGAAAAAAAAAUUGAACUUAUAA
This is a messenger RNA of Plasmodium adleri (nom. inval.), 2514 nucleotides long. Its product is annotated as glutamine-dependent NAD(+) synthetase, putative. The transcript has a single exon. Bases 1 to 2514 code for a protein of 837 amino acids. Gene Ontology annotation, molecular function: NAD+ synthase (glutamine-hydrolyzing) activity; glutaminase activity. NCBI's taxonomy places the organism in Eukaryota, Apicomplexa, Aconoidasida, Haemosporida, Plasmodiidae. Gene Ontology annotation, cellular component: cytoplasm. Gene Ontology annotation, biological process: NAD+ biosynthetic process. The record is from RefSeq and is a predicted model, not a curated record.